UACUUAACACAAAAAUAUUGUCUUCCGUGUAAAAUUUAAAAAUAUUAAUAUUACCUGCAUUUUCUUCAAUAAAUUGAACGUGAUAUGUUAAAUAUAACCGUGUAUGAUUUCAAUUUUGUUUAAAUAAUUUAAUAUCACUAUGGAACCGGACGAUGAAAUAAAAUCGGGCUGUUUAUUAUUUCCACCAGCGGGAGGAAACAUGUUUAGUAAAUUCCCUAAAAAGAAAAAUUGGCAACAAAAACACUGUAUGCUAUUCAAUGCUAGCAUACAAGGUAUUGAACGACUUGAAAUUUACGACAAUAAAGAUGAUGUAACAUCUGGCGCAAUUCCAAAAGUUUUGACCCUUGAAAAUUGCAUAAAAAUUACACAUUCUAGUCCUAAUAUGAUAACUAUACUGACAAAAUCACAUACCCAGCAAGUCAGUGCUCAAUCAGAGGCAGAGACAUUAGAAUGGGUGACUGCUUUACAGUCUGUUGCUUUCAAAGGGAGAGAUAUUAGUCCCAUAAGUUGUGAUGAAGAUAAUGACUUGUACUGUUCAUCAGGUGAAGGAGUAUUUUCAGUAAAAAUGUGUACUUCAGAGGCCUCAACUAGAUGUGGAUUUGAGCCAAUUAGAUACCUCCUUCUCUUAACUACAACUGCUAUUGAAUUAAGAGAUGUCAAUGAUAACAAGCUAUAUGCAACAUGGCCAUAUAGAUACAUUAGGCGAUAUGGUUAUAGACAGGGUAAAUUUACAUUUGAAGCUGGUAGAAAAUGUGACACAGGGGAAGGAAUUUUUCAUUUGGAACACCCUAAUCAAUCAGAAAUAUUCAAAUGUCUAUCUCUUAAGAUGAAGACGAUGAAACAAAUGAUUGGCAAUGAUAAUCUUAACAGUCCUGAAUUUUGUUGUCCUGGGUCGAAAAGUCCUCUUGUAGGAACCAGACCAGAUGAUUUAAACUUAAGUUCUCUUUCCUUUAAAACAGCAUCGGUUUCAAGUCAUCAGUCAGCCAGCACUGAUAGAGAUACUGCACCACUUUUGAUGCCUAAGCCUGCUCUCAAACCAAAACCACAAAAACCUCCUCGUAAAAUUAUAAAUCUGCAAAAAAUAAGUAAAGACAUGCCAAGUUCAUCAGAUGAGAGUAUUGACUUUGGACGAUAUAAAAAGCUGGACAACUAUGAACCUAUAGAUCAAGUAAAGCGUGAACAUAGUCCCCCAUCUGUGCCAUAUGAUAAAGUAGAAGUCAGAAGUGAAGCUUGGAGGACAUUAGGUAUUGAUGACCCAGAUCAUACUGAAUUUACUCCAAAUCUAGCUGAUAGUCCAAACUGCAUGAAACUUAUAUCCAGAUCUCAGGAUAAUUUAAACACAUCAGGACCGGAAUCUUCAAGGAUUAUUCUCUUACCCAGCUCUGUUGUUGAUCCGGAGGAUGAAAAUUAUGAUAGGUUACAAUAUUUUGGUUCGACAAGUAAAUUAAACAAAUCGUCAAGGUAUAAGAAGAUAGAAGCGAGGCCAACGACUUUGGCUCUCACUGAGCCAAAAAGUAAAGACACUUGGAAUGAUUAUGAUGAAGUAGAGAAUGUUAUGCAAACAGCAAGGUUGGCUGAUGAUUCUCAUUUAGGUUAUGGCAUGAUAAGGAAGCCAAACACUCCUGGACCCCAAGUACCAACAGCUGCUCAAGCUCAGAUUCUUCAAAAUCAGGUUGGAUUGGAAGAUAUUUCCCAUACUAACUGGAAUGGAAUGGAUUAUGCAAUUAUUAGCCGUCCAAAAAUAGUGUAAUCGAAAAUUCUAUCAAUGAGAUUGGAUACUAAAGACUGAAAAUUACAGUUUAAUUUACCUUCUUUAUAAGUGAUAUUGAUAUACUGUGAAAUUAUUAAGCAUUCCCAAGUUAUUUACUACUUAUCUAUAUCAACUUUCAAAUUAAUAUAUAUGUAUAUGUUAUUUUAAUCAAGAUAUAUAUUUAUAAGCUUACAAGCAUGUAUUAUAAAAAACAGUGUGUCAUAGUUGUUUUUUUUCUGUGACAUUUGCAUUACAUGAAUUGAAUCUUUAUUUUUGUAACAUAAAUCUUGUUGAAUUGUUUUAAAAGUAUUAUCUAAAAUUUGAGACUGUUUUAGCAUUCCCAUUUUGAUAUUUUUAUAUGUCUAAGAAAUCUUUUUAGUUCAUAAUCUAGAUAGUGAUUUAAAGUAUAUUAUUUAGAUGCACAAGAUAUUUAGAGAUUAUUACAAUGUGAUUUAUAUGUGCCUUAUUUUUGUUAGUUUACAUGUAAUAAAAAAAAUAUGAACAGAAAUAGCACAUUACAGAGAAAAUUAUAGAAAUGUUUUUUAUAUAUGAUGAAAAUAGGUAAUAUGUUACCAUAGAUUAAAAAAAUAAUGUUUUUAGUUUAUUUAAAUAUUUGACAAUUUUUUACAUGUAAACUAAUGUUACUUAGAUUUAAUAUGAAUGUUUACCAUCUGGUGCCAAGUUAAGUACAAUAAUUUGUAAUAGCACUAUGGUGCUGUCUUAUAUAGUGCAUAAUUAAUUUGUCUUUUGCUAAGAUACUUACUCAAAGUUUUUCUAUUAUAUUUUUACUAUGUCAGCCAUAUAA
Nymphalis io (European peacock) is the source of this 2555-nucleotide messenger RNA. RefSeq lists its product as uncharacterized. Gene Ontology annotation, biological process: positive regulation of MAPK cascade; cell surface receptor protein tyrosine kinase signaling pathway. The transcript has 2 exons. The record is from RefSeq and is a predicted model, not a curated record. NCBI's taxonomy places the organism in Eukaryota, Metazoa, Arthropoda, Insecta, Lepidoptera, Nymphalidae. Gene Ontology annotation, cellular component: cytoplasm. The coding region runs from base 140 to 1750 and encodes 536 amino acids.